Podospora pseudocomata is the source of this 819-nucleotide messenger RNA. RefSeq lists its product as uncharacterized. The record is from RefSeq and is a predicted model, not a curated record. NCBI's taxonomy places the organism in Eukaryota, Fungi, Ascomycota, Sordariomycetes, Sordariales, Podosporaceae. The transcript is spliced from 3 exons. The coding region runs from base 1 to 630 and encodes 209 amino acids.
AUGAAGACCGCCAUCUUUUCCCUCCUUGCCCUGGCCACCUCGGCUCUCGCCGGGCCCAUCGUGACGGAGAGCCAGCUCUCUCCCCGCCAGCUCGAGAGCCAGGCUGAUCAGCUCGACACUCUGCUUGCUCUUGUGCAGACUCAUACCGGCAACAUUAACUCCACCACCGCCGCGGUCCAAGACAACCCCUCCGUCGACCAGCAAAACGCCGCCGCCGCCGCCCUCGCCCCCGACUUCAACGCCAUCACCAGCGCUCUCACCUCGGCCACCACCCUCCUUGCCAAGCGCGCAUGGGAGGACACUGUUAUCUUUGCCCGCACCGGCGGCGAUGAUAAGGAUGGUGGCCACGGCGGCGGCAAGGACGGCCCGAAUAAGUCCUGCGCUAAAGAGUGUCUCCUUGUCAAGAUUGAGCUCUUGGUUUGGGAGAUUGCUUGCACGAUCAAGUUGGUGAUUAUCAAGCUUGGGUUGGCUUGCGUCCUCCAGAUUCUGACUCCGUUGUUGUUGGCUCUUGUUGGGUUGAUCAAGGCUCUUGAUAAGGUUGUGCUGGGGUUGGUGAUUGUGGUUAAGGCGCUGCUGCACACUAUUUUGGGGACUGUGGCUGGGGCUUUGUUGGCGCUUAUUAUCUGGUAAGGUGGUGCCAGAAGCUUGUGGCUGGAAGAGAGAGGUUGCUAUGAUGGGGUUGAAAAGUGCGGUGGAUAAUAUGUAAUACACGCUUUGCUGGUGGAAAUCGAAGGGGACGGCUUGGGGUCUGGUCGGGGAUGGGGGGUCGCUUUGCAGAGUUGAUGAUGCUGGGUGUCAUAUCUGUCGUUUACGCUUCGC